Messenger RNA from Dictyostelium purpureum, 363 nucleotides. RefSeq lists its product as uncharacterized. The record is from RefSeq and is a predicted model, not a curated record. NCBI's taxonomy places the organism in Eukaryota, Evosea, Eumycetozoa, Dictyosteliales, Dictyosteliaceae. The transcript is spliced from 4 exons. The coding region runs from base 1 to 363 and encodes 120 amino acids.
AUGGGGUUUGAAAAUAUUUCAUCAAUUGUAACAUUAAUGAGCUUUGGAACCAUGAGAGUAUGUCUAUCGUUUUUUUAUAAUUCAAACUUUGAAUCAUUAAAGGUAAAUAUAAACACUAUUUCUUAUAUAAAAGAACAUGUAGUUGCAACAAUAACCAAUAAUAAUUUUAGUGGUAGUAAUAAAGAUAAACAAAAAACAUUUCAAAUUAAUUAUCAGAGACCUGUUGUAAGCACAGAAAUAGACAAUAAUCGUAGUAGUAAUAAUGAUAAACAAAAAACAGCUAUGAGCGAUGGUGGCACAAAAUUUUUUGGUACCACUCAAAGAACUGAACACAAUAGUAAUUACAAUAAUAAGUUCUUUUAA